This is a messenger RNA of Symphalangus syndactylus (siamang), 1263 nucleotides long. Its product is annotated as eukaryotic initiation factor 4A-I-like. Gene Ontology annotation, molecular function: ATP binding; nucleic acid binding. The record is from RefSeq and is a predicted model, not a curated record. Lineage: Eukaryota; Metazoa; Chordata; Mammalia; Primates; Hylobatidae.
AAGGAUCAUGUCUGAGAGUGAGUAUUUCUUUUUUUUUUUCUAAGGGGGAGUCUUGCUCUAUCACCCAGGCUGGAGUGCAGUGGCAUGAUCUUGGCUCAGUGUAAACUCUGCCUCCCAGAUUCAAGCGAUUCUCCUGUCUCAGCAUCCUGAGUAGCUGGAAUUACAGGCAUGGGCUACCACUCCCAGCUAAUUUUUGUAUUUUUAGUAGAGAUGGGGUUUCACCAUGUUGAUCAGGCUGGUCUCGAACUCCUGACCUUGUGAUCUGCCCGCCUCAGCCUCCCAAAGUGCUGGGAUUAUAAGCAUGAGCCACUGUACCCAGCCAAGAGUGAGUAUUUCUGAUCCAGAGACAAUGGUCCCGAUGAGAUGGAGCCUGAAGGCAUCAUUGAGAGAAACUGAAAUGAGAUUGUUGACAGUUUUGAUGAUAUGAACCUCUUGGAAUCCCUCCUCCAUGGCAUCUAUGCCUAUGGUUUUGAGAAGUCCUCUGCCAUCCAGCAGCGAGCCAUUCUUCUUGUAUCAAGGGUUAUGAUGUGAUCACUCAAGCCCUACCUGGGACUGGGAAAAUGGCCACCUUUGCCAUAUCAAUUCUGCAGUAGAUUGAAUUAGAUCUAAAGGCUACCCAUGCCUUGGUCCUAGCAUCCACUUGAUAAUUGGCUCAAAACAUAGAGAAGGUGGUCAUGACACUAGGAGACUAUAUGAGUGCCUCCUGUCAUGCCUGUACUGGGGACACCAAUGUGCAUGCUGAGGUGCUGAAACUGCAGAUGGAAGUUCCCCAUAUCAACGUGGGUACCCCUGGCCACAUGUCUGAUAUGCUUAACCAGAGAUACCUGUCUCCCAAAUACAUCAAGAUGUUUGUACUGGACGAAGCUGAUGGAAUGUUAAGCCAUGGAUUCAAGGACUCAAUCUAUGACAUACUCCAAAAGCUCAACAGCAACACCCACGUGGUUUUGCUAUCAGCCACAAGGCCUUCUGAUGUGCUUGAGGUGACCAAGAAGUUCAUGAGGGACCCCAUUUGGAUUCCUGUCAAGAAGGAAGAGUUGACCCUGGAGGGGAUCCACCAAUUCUACAUCAAUGUGGAACACGAGGAGUGGAAGCUGAGCACACUGUGUGACUUGUAUGAAACCCUGACUGUCACUCAGGCAGUCAUCUUCAUCAAUACUGGAAAGAAGGUAGAUUGGCUCACUGAGAAGAUGCAUGCUUGGGACUUCACUGUCUCUGCCAUGCAUGGAGAUACGGACCAAAAGAAUGACAUGUGAUCAUGAGGGA